Messenger RNA from Sander lucioperca (pikeperch), 1538 nucleotides. RefSeq names its product sphingomyelin synthase 2a (gene sgms2a). Gene Ontology annotation, molecular function: ceramide cholinephosphotransferase activity; sphingomyelin synthase activity. Gene Ontology annotation, cellular component: Golgi membrane; endoplasmic reticulum membrane. Gene Ontology annotation, biological process: sphingomyelin biosynthetic process; ceramide biosynthetic process. Lineage: Eukaryota; Metazoa; Chordata; Actinopteri; Perciformes; Percidae. The transcript has 7 exons. Bases 379 to 1452 code for a protein of 357 amino acids. The record is from RefSeq and is a predicted model, not a curated record.
GAUGUCAGUUUUGUUUCGUUAUCGUCGCUCAGCACAGUAACUGGCUGAACGACUCAACUGAUCUGCAACCAGUACUUACAAAGCAAACGGACGUUUACUCUGAAUUAAAGGGGGUGCGAAGCAGGAGGUUGGGUACAGACGCUGGAUGGAUCUAAGAAUAUGCGGGGGUUCGGGGAGGAGCGCUCCCUCAAAAGCGAGUGUCACUGUCGGGUAUGAAGCAGUCCAGCCUGAGCAGAGCAGCGACCAAGCAAGCAGGGCGCAGCAUCAGAGAUUCAAGGAACUGCAACUACAGGAAGAGGCGCUAGGAGGCCCGAGCAAGGCAGCUAAAAAACCUCAACCCAGAGGAGCGGUGCCUGUGGAUGGACAGUGCAGGCACCCAUGGCAUCACAGGAGCUUGUGGAUGCGAUAGACUCUGCAGCUAAUAGUCUGAACCCAGGAAUGGAGGCUGGUGCUCCGCCCAGCAAUGGUAAAAACUGUCCUGUCCACACACCUGGGGGAGAGGAUACAAAGAGGGGCUUUCGGAAAGGCAUAGGGAGGCAUAAUGACUACGUGAAAAUUUCCGUGCCAGAGUCCAAGGUAAAUCGUCUGCCCAUGGAGUGGUGGAAGACAGCAUUGGCAUUCUUUUAUGCUGGCUUUAACUUGGUCCUGACAACAGUCGUCAUCACUAUAGUCCACGAGAGGGUCCCCCCCAAAGAAAGCAGCCCACCUCUUCCUGAUAAGUUUUUUGACUAUAUUGACAGGGUCAAAUGGGCAUUUACAGUGACAGAGAUCAAUGGCAUGGUGCUGCUGGCCAUUUGGAUGAUCCAGUUGUUCUUCUUCAGAUACAGGUCAAUAGCAAGCAGGCGGUUCUUCUUCCUCAUUGGCACCUUGUACUUGUACCGCUGUGUCACCAUGUACAUCACCACCCUGCCUGUGCCUGGCAUGCAUAUGACUUGUGCUCCUAAGCUCUACGGAGACUCCCAUGCAAAAAUGCAGCGAAUUCUACGUCUGAUUUCAGGUGGAGGUCUGUCUAUUACAAACUCUCACCUCUUGUGUGGAGACUUCCUUUACAGUGGACACACUGUGAUGCUCACCCUCACCUACCUAUUCAUCAAGGAGUACUCGCCGCGGUCAUUUUGGUGGUACCAUCUGAUGUGCUGGCUGCUGAGUGCCGUGGGUGUGGUGUGCAUCUUGGUGGCACAUGAGCACUACAGUGUGGAUGUGGUCGUGGCCUAUUUUAUCACCUCCCGCCUGUUCUGGUGGUACCACACCAUGGCCAAUUUACAGACUCUGAAAUGCUCGCCCAACAACUACCUCACCAACACUUGGUGGAACCCCCUGUUCAACUUCAUGGAGAGGAACGUCCAAACCUCGGUGCCAUGCUCUUACAGUUGGCCCAUCACCUGGCCUCCUGCCUGCCUUAAGAACCCCUGCAAGAAGUACUCCAUGGUACAGAGCACACGAGAGGAGUGACGUGACCCUGAUAUCCCUGUCUACUGGACAGAAACGUAAUGAUACCAAAUGCAUAGCAAUGAAAUAAAUGUCUCUGCAAAAAUGAA